AUGGCAGCCAGGACACAAUAUUCAGUGGAAAACCUGUGGACAAUUGCUUUCGCUACUGAGAACCAGCUACAUGUGUUAAAACUUGCCAAUGGCGUUAGUGCGUCACCAAAAGUGGUGUGGGUGUUCUUGGACGUGGUGCAGUCUGAGCUGCAGCACCGAGUGCUGCGGCGUACCACCGGCCCUCCUCUCUCUAUAGCAGGCCCAUGCCCCUGUACCGCCGCUCUCAGGAUGCUUGGAGACCAGUGGCAGCCGAACCACUCUUCGCGAAAGUGCUCUUCGCGAGCCCGCGCUCCGACUAUUCUGAUCUGA
Molecule: messenger RNA, 309 nt
Organism: Eimeria acervulina
Lineage: Eukaryota; Apicomplexa; Conoidasida; Eucoccidiorida; Eimeriidae
Exons: 2
Coding region: 1-309 (102 amino acids)
Source: RefSeq, a predicted model, not a curated record